UCACGAUUCGCCGUGCAGUCAACAACUUUUGUAGUGUGUCGAUGAAUUGAAAAUUGUAUUGUGAAAAUAGUUUUGAUCGAUUUUCUUUUGGUGAUUUCGUUUUUAUGCCAACCGUGACAGAUAUUUCAGGAAGUAACGUGUACCCUCCACCAAUGGCGUCAGACCAGGAGUCUUGUUCUGAUGAGGAGCCAGACAGCGAGAUGUUGAGUGAUGACCUCUGUCUCCCGGACAGUGAUGAUGACAGACAGUCCAACAGGACUGUUCAGAGUCUCCCCGAAGACCUGCCUUCCCUCAACUCCUGUCUUCUCCGCCCCCCUCGGAAGCUGUUCACCAACUGCCGCGAGCGCUGGAGGCAGCAGAACGUGAGUGGCGCCUUCGCAGAGUUGAGGAGACUUGUCCCCACGCAUCCACCAGAUAAGAAACUGUCUAAGAAUGAGAUCCUCAGGAUGGCUAUCAGGUACAUUGGGCUGCUAUGCGAAGUCUUAGAAUGGCAGAAGACACAUGGGCUGGCAAUGAACAAAGAAAAUUCAGCCAGUCUUGCGAUCAAAUGCGAGUCUCCAAUGAGUCCGCAAUCUCGCCGACUGCGGCUCAAAAGACCUUACUUCAACGAGGAAGAUUGCCCAAGAGCGAAAGUCUACCACGAAAAUGGAGAAUUCCAGAGAUAUGGCAAUGAAGAGAAUGAAGAAAUUAGAAGGGGUUACCAAAGAUUAGGUAACAGGACAGACUUUUAUUUCGGGAAAGAGCAUUUGAGGGUUUUAAGGAAUCAGUUUUACUUUCCUCCAAGAUGGCGACAGAAUAUGCCGUUCAGGAACUUGGCUGAUCGGAACGGGAAUAACUUGUUGAUGAUUGCGCCCGCGCAGAAUGGUAAAGAUGACCUGGAUGGCAAACUGCAGAAUGGUCACGGAAGUAAAGAUAAGGAUAAAGAUGGGAAAUGAGGGCUUAAGUGAUCUUUUUGUUAUAUUGGUACAUCAACGUUGGCAACCAGUCUAAAGACGGUAUGAUUUCACCGAGAAACGUAGAACUUAGGAGGAUAAAGGAAUACUCAAUACUAUACUCUAUCCACGGAAGCAAGAGCUAAAAGGUAAACAAAGAAUGACAGUUUUUCAAGAUGGCGGUAUAACCCGACCGAUGACAAAAUCACAGAUACUGCGAACAUUUUACACAAAAAUGUGACGUUUUGUCAUCGGUCGGGUUAUACCGCCAUCUUGAAAAAGUGUCAUUCUUUGUUUACCUUUUAGCUCUUGCUUCCGUGGAUGGAGUAUAGUAGUUUUUAUUGUUACAUUCCAUGUUAUUAGAUUGUAAAAUAUGAGGCACGGGGGCGGGCUAAAGCGGUGAUUGGCCCGCAGUGCAUCGCGUCAUAGCCGUCACUCGGGAUUGGUUCUUUGCUAAUAAAUCACUUCUGCGCAGAUGUAGGUCAGAGCUCUAGAUUCGUGCCGAUAACUAUACGUGGCCAUAUUAAUUUUUUCAGCAGGUAAAAAUAAAUUAGCUAGGUACUGCUUUUUUCAUACAACAUUAUUAUUUAUGUCCGUCCAGUGAUUUACCUUAUAUUGUAAAUAUUAUAUAAUUAUUUUGCUUCAAAAAAUCAUGGUCAUACUGUUUUACACAUGCAAUCUUUAGGUAGAAAUUUUAGCAUAAACUCAUAUAAGUAAGGACACUUAUUUCUUUAAGUAACGUUUAUAUGUUUGUGCGUUUUUUAAUUUUUUUUUUUUUUUUUGCACCCUAAGUAGUUAUUGAAAUUGAAUUGAAUCUAAUAUAAGAUGUUACCCACCGCUGUAGAAUUUUUAUAACACUUACAGGACCCGUUAAGUUGUAUUAUAAUUUAGAGAUGAUGAGACAAUUAAUAACUUAGAGAAUCUUUUGAAUAUUAUUUGCGACUAUUUUACCUACUUUGAUUUGUGAUAUUUAGCACUUAACUUAAAUAAACAUUAUA
Helicoverpa armigera (cotton bollworm) is the source of this 1930-nucleotide messenger RNA. RefSeq lists its product as uncharacterized. The transcript has 4 exons. Gene Ontology annotation, molecular function: DNA-binding transcription factor activity, RNA polymerase II-specific; protein dimerization activity; RNA polymerase II cis-regulatory region sequence-specific DNA binding. NCBI's taxonomy places the organism in Eukaryota, Metazoa, Arthropoda, Insecta, Lepidoptera, Noctuidae. The coding region runs from base 105 to 935 and encodes 276 amino acids. Gene Ontology annotation, biological process: regulation of transcription by RNA polymerase II. The record is from RefSeq and is a predicted model, not a curated record.